Penicillium taxi is the source of this 1446-nucleotide messenger RNA. RefSeq lists its product as uncharacterized. Gene Ontology annotation, cellular component: membrane. Gene Ontology annotation, molecular function: transmembrane transporter activity. Lineage: Eukaryota; Fungi; Ascomycota; Eurotiomycetes; Eurotiales; Aspergillaceae. The transcript has 5 exons. The record is from RefSeq and is a predicted model, not a curated record. Gene Ontology annotation, biological process: transmembrane transport. Bases 1 to 1446 code for a protein of 481 amino acids.
AUGGGGGACAAAAAUGGUUCUCUCCCCUCUUCAAUUAUUAUUCCUUCAGAAACAGAGUGCAAUCAAGAUGUGAAUCAUACGAUCCCUCUCACGGACUUCAAUUUAUCACAGCCAGUUCCUGAGAUCACUGAGAAGACAACACUGGAAGCAGUAGGCAUUAUAGCUGUCCUUACAGGAGUGACAUUCAUUAGUGUCUCCGGCUCAGGUAUUCUGACCACUGCGUUGCCACGUAUUGCUUUGGAUAUCAACCUUGACCAAGAUUUGAUAUUCUGGCCAGCAUCGGUAUACUCGCUCGCGGCAGGAUGCACUCUUCUACCUUUUGGGGCUCUUUCUAAUAUCGUGGGCUCCAAGCUCCUGUGGCUUAUUGGGAGUGGAUUCUCCUCUCUUUUUAUACUAUGCUGUGGGCUUGCCCGAACUGGCAUACAGUUCAUCAUUUUUCGAGCUAUUCUUGGCAUUUUUGUUGCCAUGUGUCUGCCCACAUCUAUGAGUUUGGUUACUGCCUCUUUCCCUCCAGGGUCUAAGCGCAAUGUUGCAUUCGCUGUCACCGGUGCAGACAUAAAGGUGCGAUAUACAUUUUCUCGGAGCAUACUGCAUCGAAUUGACUUGGUCGGAGUGAUCAUUCUCUCUACGGCACUUGCCCUUUUAUCUUAUGUUUUAGCUAUGAUCACCCUCAAUUACCAAAGGAUCAGUGAUGCGCAAAAUAUUGCCCUUUUGGUUAUAUCCGUUCUUCUCUUCCCAGUCUUCUCUGCCUGGGAGGGACAACAGGAACGGUUUCAAAAAGCAACAUUGAUCCCCAACUCAUUAUGGACCAAUACUCCAUUCCUACUAAUCUGUGUAUCCAUGUUUUUCACAUGGGCCGCCUUCAACGCCUUCCAAUAUCAAUCUAGUCUCUACUUCCAAGAUGUGCAGGAUCUAUCAGCCCUCCAGGCGUCUAUUCGAUUCCUCCCAAUGGCAGUGGUCGGUGUCCUCAUCAACUCUGUAACGGCAUAUUUGGUAACAAAGAUUAAUGUCAAUAUCUUGCUGGGUAUCUCUGCACUCAUAACCGCUGUUUCGCCCAUUUUGAUGGCCCUGUCAGAUCCAAAAUGGUCAUACUGGAAUUCAACUUUUGUUGCGAUAGUUUUGAGCCCAAUCAGUGGCGAUGUACUCUGGACAGUCUCGAGCCUCAUUAUUUCCCGUUCAUUUCCUAGCGACUCUCAGGGACUAGCAGGGGGUGUUUUCAGCACUAUAUCCCAGCUGGGUAACUCUGUUGGAUUGGCCAUCACAGCUGUUAUUGCAGCAUCCGUUACUGCUCAUAAACAGCAGGAUAACCCUUCACUUUCAGCGGAAACUCUACUCCUACAAGGCUAUCGCGCAGCGUAUUGGACUAUUUUGGCUGGAAUGAUUCUAGUUUGCUUGGCGAGCUCUGGCUUGCGACGGGUCGGGAAAGUCGGCAUCAAAUAUGACUGA